This is a messenger RNA of Stylophora pistillata, 1406 nucleotides long. Its product is annotated as beta-4C adrenergic receptor-like. Gene Ontology annotation, biological process: G protein-coupled receptor signaling pathway. Gene Ontology annotation, cellular component: membrane. Gene Ontology annotation, molecular function: melanocortin receptor activity. The record is from RefSeq and is a predicted model, not a curated record. Lineage: Eukaryota; Metazoa; Cnidaria; Anthozoa; Scleractinia; Pocilloporidae.
GAAAUCCGUCCGCUCAUGACGGACAUUAUCACUAUGCUCCUGUGGGUGGCCAUUUAUCCACAUACUCUUACUUUAACGUAAUAACAUCGAUAAGAUAUGUGGCAAAGACAAAAGCCAAAAUAAUGAUCCUAAUCGAUUAUUUAACAAACUUUCAGAAGAAAACCACGAUGACAUCAAGUCCAAGCCCUUCAGUGGCACCUCCGAACCUGGCCUUACUUCUAUCAGCUGUCACAAUAAACGGAUUACUUAUUAUCUUGGGUACACUGGGUAAUCUACUGGUACUUAUGGUUAUUUUGCUCAACAUUCGACUUGCAACACCAUCUAACCUGCUUCUUGGUAACCUGGCCCUAAUUGAUUUACUAAGUCUGUUUGUCGUUGCUCCUGGUGGCAUCUAUAAAUAUCUGUGCAGGAAAGGUUUUUGUCACGUCCCAGAAGAGUUUGUCGUGGCAAAUCGUGCACUUUCGCAGUUCAUCGCACCUGCUGCGGUCUCAAGUUUACUAUCGAUCGCCGUAGACCGUAUUUUAUCCAUUAAAUAUCCCUUCAAAUACACUUCUAUUAUGACAAAACGACGUGCAGUCGUUCUUAUCUGCCUUACAUGGCUUUUAGGGGCAUGUAUAUCGGCUGUUUUUAUGGUAUUGAACUUUGUUUAUAUACAGCCUGCAUACUGCACUGUCAUUAUAUUGGUGACAAUAAUUUUGUACCUUCAUAUCUUCUUGUUUGCACUGAAAAAAGAGAGGCAGAUCGCCAGUUUACAGAUUUCGAACGUGCAACGAAAUACAAACUUUUUACAUGAGCGAAAGUCGACGAGAACAAUGGCAAUAAUUCUUGGUGUAUUUUGUGCUGCAUGGAUCCCAGCUCUUAUAUUUUACUCAGUUGUUUUUCCGAAUAAUCCAAGAUACUUCGACAUACAGACCUGGAUCAACAUAAUAUACUAUUUAAAUGCUUCUUUAAAUCCAUAUAUUUACUGCGUACGAAGCGCGAACUUUCGCAAGACAAUAAGAAAGGUGGUAAAGUCUUGUAUGAUUCGUUACAGCUGACAACUGGCCGGGACUACCCAAUGACUUGAGUUUCCAAGAGAACCCUGCCAAAGCAUGUAUAACUGAGGAACAUGACAGGAUACCUUACAGGUGCAAAACAUGUGGAUAUUAGGACUUUAAUAUCAUGAUGAUUAUAUUUUAUCUAGAGAAAGAUUUUAUUUAUUGUAAAGCAAAGAAAUUUAAAAAUUCAAAAUUAAACUGUUAGUAAAUUCAGAUUUACGCAAAAAUAUUAAUUGUAAUUUAACGUAUGGUUAGCAUUACUGCAAUGGUUUCUCAGGAAAGUAGAUCGCAGAAAAGCUUUCCGAGAUCUUUCAGAUUAAUGACAAUCAGACAGAAAUCCUGCCUCCUGUGCUCCUCUUCAUAACUAAC